Molecule: messenger RNA, 189 nt
Organism: Lasiosphaeria miniovina
Lineage: Eukaryota; Fungi; Ascomycota; Sordariomycetes; Sordariales; Lasiosphaeriaceae
Exons: 2
Coding region: 1-189 (62 amino acids)
Source: RefSeq, a predicted model, not a curated record
AUGCAUCUUAACAAGUACUUUGUCAUCCUGCUCGCGCUUGUCGCUAACAUGGCGGCGGCGGUGCCCCUGCCUAAAGACAUCAUCACGGAACCCUACAAGGACGGGGACGAUGACAAGGACAAGGACAAGUGCAAGGAAGCUAACUUCCCGACUUUGGCUAAGGGACGUGUCAGCACGUGCUUCUUCUAG